UUGAUUGCUCACUGGUCGUAUCAACUGCUCCGCUGAGGCGAAUUUGACAACAAUAACAGAGGAAACGGGGACCGAAUAAAUCACCCGAGAAUAAAGACACACCGGUGAAUUAAGUCACUUCGACGACAAAAUUUUCCUCGCAACUGCCAUUUUGCUAGCUAACGUUACGAGACAAAAUGGGGCGUAUCUUCUUGGAUCACAUUGGAGGGACUCGCCUGUUCUCUUGUGCCAACUGUGACACAAUCCUGACCAACCGAGCUGAGCUCAUCUCCACACGCUUCACUGGAGCCACAGGCCGAGCUUUCCUCUUCAACAAGGUUGUGAAUCUGCAGCACAGCGAGGUGCAAGACAGAGUGAUGCUGACAGGAAGACACAUGGUGCGGGACGUCAGCUGCAAGAACUGCAACAGCAAGCUGGGCUGGAUGUACGAGUUCGCAACCGAGGAAAGCCAACGCUACAAGGAGGGCCGUGUCAUCCUGGAGAGGGCGCUGGUGAGGGAGAGCGAAGGCUUCGAUCAUGUUUCCUCAGACACCUCCUGAGUUCACUUCAGUUGCAGUUACAAUGCUCAAUCCAUGCAUACUACAGCUUUUCCUCCUGCAGCAGUACAUGGACUUGCAUGGACCAUGUGCCAUUUGUGAGUAGAGCUACACCAAAAUAAUAUCACAGGCUGCAGCCUUUAUGGGAAGUUUAAACAAGAAGUGGUGGACAUUCUCCCCAUAACAUAAAACAUCUAAGAAUUUUCUCUCUGACGGGUAAUACCAUCGCUUCUCUACCCAUUUAAAACCACCUGCAGUUUCAGUGUGUUCCCAGCAGGCUGUGAUGUUGGAAAAUAUGUCAGUGUGGUGGGGUUUUGGCUGCUGUCAGAGGGAGAUGAUUCGCUUCUGCUCUCGUGCAAGAAGCUCAGACAGAUAAGACAGAUUGUUACGUAGAGGUCUGAAUAGCCAUGAAAGGCACUGGUGAAUUCUUAACAGAAGAUGUAGUCACUAGGCUUUAUGCUGUAAUACAUUCCUUUCCUCACGUGUUUAAUGUGAUACCAUUCUUUAUACUUAUUUGAAAUAAAUAAGUACUUUUCUUUAACAUUAGCCGUAUCAGAGUAUUCCCUGAGAACACCCAUCAUCAUCUUGAUCAUAUUGUUGUUCCAGGUCUCAGUUUGACCUAUAAACAGUUUAGACAUCCCCAUUUUAUUUAAUGUCAUGAUAAAUGAUGACAAAGUCGAUCAGAAUCUGUUUUACGGUGAUGGAAACUGCAUGUCAAUACACUCUUGCUGCAAACCUGAGUCCAUGUGCUGUUCAUUUUAACAGUUUCACAGUGAUUCCUGCUCAGUUAUUCUAAUAUUUACAUUGACUGAUGGUAAAUCAUUAAAUACUUAAAUGACAUAUAGAACAUGUUUAUUUCUUGUUGUUUUUUUGUCAAAAAAAUAAAUUCAAACAUUUAUUCACUG
Molecule: messenger RNA, 1441 nt
Organism: Epinephelus lanceolatus (giant grouper)
Lineage: Eukaryota; Metazoa; Chordata; Actinopteri; Perciformes; Serranidae
Product: protein yippee-like 5
Source: RefSeq, a predicted model, not a curated record